Messenger RNA from Dermatophagoides farinae (American house dust mite), 919 nucleotides. RefSeq lists its product as uncharacterized. Lineage: Eukaryota; Metazoa; Arthropoda; Arachnida; Sarcoptiformes; Pyroglyphidae. The record is from RefSeq and is a predicted model, not a curated record.
AUAAAACAUUGUUAUUGCGUGAUUUUCGACAAAAAAAGGGGUGUUGGUUGCAAUUGAUGAGAUUCUCUUUUUAUUUAAAUACGGGAUUAAUUACCCGUAAAAAUUUCUCUUUAAUUAAAAAUGUUCAUUUUUGUUUUUGAUAUAAAAACGAUUGUCUUGUUGUUGUUCAAACAUCUCAAUACGUUUUUUUUUUUUUGAUUUCUGUGCAUCGUGCAAAAAUUCUUAUCGUGUUUGUUUUGGCAACUGUUUUUUAUGUGUGUGUGUGUGUUUCUUGAAUAUCGAAAAAAAAUGUUGCGUUUCCCGUUGUUCAUUACCAUUUCAUCAUUGGCAAUCGUAUUGGUUCAUGGUGGUCAGAGUAAAGGUGGUGAUACAAUCAUUAUUGGUGGCGGCGGUGGUGGUGGUGGUGAUGAUCAUGAGACCAAAAUGAUUCCAAUACCAAUUAUGAUGCCACAACCAAAAACUUAUCAUCAUUCGUAUACGAAAAUUAUUCCAAUACAUAUUCCGGCGCAUCAACCACAUGUUUUCAACGUCUAUGGUGGUCAUGGCGGGUACGGUGGCCACGUUGAUCAUCAAAACUAUGAUUAUUAUGGCGGCGGAUAUGGUGGUGGCGGAUAUGGUGGUGGCGGACAUUAUGGUGGUGGAUAUGGUGGUGGCGGACAUGAUAGUGGUUAUUCUGGUGGAUAUGGUGGUGGAUCUGGAGGAAUGGGUGGCCAUUAUAGUAGCUCCGGUUAUGGAUCUUAUAGUAGCCAUAUGAAUCAUGGUGGUGGCGAUGAUGGCUACGGUGGUGGAUCAUACAAAUAAAUGAAAAAAAAACAUUUGAACAUUUUCAAUUGGAAUGUUUCCUUUAUUGAAAUAUAAUCGUAAAAUGUCGUAUAUUUUUUAUUCAUUUUAAAAUGAAGUGAAAUUUUCAUUAUAUCAU